This is a messenger RNA of Bathycoccus prasinos, 732 nucleotides long. RefSeq lists its product with no specific name. The transcript has a single exon. The record is from RefSeq and is a predicted model, not a curated record. NCBI's taxonomy places the organism in Eukaryota, Viridiplantae, Chlorophyta, Mamiellophyceae, Mamiellales, Bathycoccaceae. Bases 1 to 732 code for a protein of 243 amino acids. Gene Ontology annotation, biological process: protein transport.
AUGCACGCACCGGUGACCUCCACUUCCUUCUCCUCUCGCCGUUGUUCGGCGGCGCAAUCCUCCGCUUCGUCGUUCCCGGCGGCGAGAACACGAUUCUCGAUUGGAAAAAAUCGAUCGAAUCGUAACACCAACAAAAGAAACAGCAACAACAACAACAAGAGAGGAUCGUUACAAGUUUCCGCGUCAAUCUUCGGCGUCGGCGCGCCGGAGGCGUUAGUCAUCGGCGUCGUCGCUUUAGUCGUGUUUGGUCCGAAAGGUUUAGCCGAUUUGGCCAAAGGUUUAGGAGAAACGUUGAGAGCGUUCAAACCUACGAUUCAAGAGCUCCAACAAGUCUCGCAAGAGUUUCAAGAGACGUUGUCGAACGAAGUUGGGAUCGACGACAUCUCGAAACCGUUAGCGCCGCAAAAGAGAGUCACACCGCCGCCAAUUAGAGAAGUUAACGUGGAAGAUGAAGAGAGGAUUAAGGAGAUGAACGCGAGCGUGCAGUUUGAGAUGACGGAGCAAGCGAAGGCGAGUCAAGCGAUGGCGGAGGCGAACGACGCCGUGAGCGAAGAUAUGAUCGAGGCGUCGAAGCGAGCCGCGUGGGGUGGUGCCGUCCCCGGAGAAUUGAGCGCGGAAGAACCACAGUUUGUCGCAGAGGUUGCCGAGACGGCGGCGCCGGCGGAAGAGCCGGUGAUGCGGGUGAUGGAUUACACCCAACCGGCGGCGCCGGCGGAGGAGGAAGAGAAAUAA